Diceros bicornis minor is the source of this 2855-nucleotide messenger RNA. It is a transcript of the gene TREX1, whose product is annotated as three prime repair exonuclease 1. The transcript is spliced from 2 exons. Gene Ontology annotation, biological process: DNA catabolic process. NCBI's taxonomy places the organism in Eukaryota, Metazoa, Chordata, Mammalia, Perissodactyla, Rhinocerotidae. The coding region runs from base 637 to 1581 and encodes 314 amino acids. The record is from RefSeq and is a predicted model, not a curated record. Gene Ontology annotation, cellular component: cytoplasm. Gene Ontology annotation, molecular function: 3'-5'-DNA exonuclease activity; nucleic acid binding.
AGGGAAGGCUGGGAUCUUUCUUCCUGUCCCUGGCUGGAGCUGAGAUUCGGUCCCCAUGGUAACAAAUCUGCUUUGAGGAAGAAGCCCUGCCCUCCCUGUGGAAUUGCCCUGAGUCAUCGCUUUGGGCUGAGGCCAUGGGAAGAAACCAUUGUGUGACAAGGAAGGAGGCAGCCCUCAGCCCAGGCCUAAACCAGGGAGGCCUGGGAAAGUGGGGCCAAGGGGUGGGCGCAAAAUGGCCACGGCAGGGGCUCCUGGCAGCCUUGAAUCCUGGAGCUAGCCUUCCCUAAUAGCCUAGGCACCACUGCCCUUGUCCUCCCAGCUGGCUCACUCACUGGUGUGAGGGCGUGAGGGCUCUGGUGCGUUGUGCCUGCCAGCAGGCACACAGCUAUAGAUCUGAGAAGGCCUUUGAGGAGUCACUGUGAGCAGAGGGGUGCUGGGGAAGGAGGGGUGUUGGCAAGAGAGGGGCAGACCAGGCAGACUGACAGCAGGGCGGGCUUUGCUCACGCCAGGCCGUGGGCGGGCUCAGGCUGAGUUUCACUUCCCGCCACUGCUGCCAGCAGCAAGAAUCAGCCAGAAAGUGUGCGCCCCGAGUCAUUGCUGCCUGCCUGCUACUCGGCUCAGCGGCAGGUACCCACCAUGGGCUCGCAGGCCCUGCUCCCGGGUCCUGUGCAGACCCUCAUCUUCUUGGACCUGGAAGCCACUGGCCUGCCAUUCUCCCAGCCCAAGGUCACGGAGCUGUGCCUGCUGGCCAUCCACAGAUGUGCCCUGGAGAGCCCUCCCACCCCUCAGGGGCCUCCUUCCACAGUUCCCCCACCACCCCGAGUGGUGGACAAGCUCUCCCUGUGCGUGGCUCCAGGGAAGGCCUGUAGCCCCGCAGCCAGCGAGAUCACAGGCCUGAGCACAGCUAUGCUGGCAGCGCAUGGGCGUCAACGCUUCGAUGCCAACCUGGGCAACCUGCUCCGAGCCUUCCUGCAGCGCCAGCCACAGCCCUGGUGCCUCGUGGCACACAACGGUGACCGCUACGACUUCCCCCUGCUCCAGGCAGAGUUCGCUGUGCUGGGCCUUGCCAGUGCUCUGGACGGCGCCUUCUGUGUGGAUAGCAUUGCUGCCCUGAAGGCCCUGGAGCGAGCUGGCAGCCCCUCGGAGCAUGGCCCAAGGAAAAGCUACAGCCUGGGCAGCAUCUACACACGCCUGUAUGGGCAGGCCCCCCCAGACUCGCACACGGCCGAGGGUGACGUCCUAGCUCUGCUCAGCAUCUGUCAGUGGAGGCCGCGGGCCCUUCUGCAGUGGGUGGAUGCUCACGCCAGGCCCUUCAGCACCGUCAAGCCAAUGUACGGGGUCACAGCCUCUACUGGAGCCAACCCAAGGCCAUCUGCUGCCAUAGCCACUGUACCCCUGGCCAGAGCCAAGGACACCAGUCCCAACCUUGAGGUGGGCAGGAGGCCCAAGGCCCUUCCUCCAAUGCAGAGCCCUGGAGCCCCACCCAGGGAGGGACUGCUGGCCCCACUGGGCCUGCUGGCCUUCCUGACCUUGGCAGUAGCCACACUGUAUGGGCUGUCUCUGGCCACACCUGGGCAGUAGGCCAAGAAGGAGAGUCUGACUAAUAAAGCCCCCACAGCACUGAGUGGUCACUCGCCUCUAACCCUCCUUGGCAGCCUGAGAGCCUCCUGCACCUCUGCCCACAUUCAGGGACCUAGGGAGGGGGCCUAGAGAGUGGCACAGUCUUUGUCCCUCACCCACCCUAGCAGGAUGGUCAGAUGUCUGAGCCCAAUAAAAGUAGGGAAAACAUGGAAAUCCAAGCGUUGGUACCUAGCCUAAUGCCGAAUCCCAGCAGCCAAGGCUCUGAAGAAAGGGGGCAGCAGCUCCAAAUGUUUGCAUUUAUUAUAAACAAGGGUGCAGACCCUAGACUCUCAAAAAUACGUGAACAAGUACAAGGCUAAGACAGAUCUGGUGAGACAUUAACAGAGGAACAGGGAACACCGAGGUAUUCAUGUCUGGGCCAGAGCAGCCACCCAGGGCCCCCCUCCACCUUUGGUCCAGACGGCCUGUUGGCCCAGGUGUCCCCGCUGCCAGGACAAAGUGUCGACUAGUGUACAGGAGCUGGAUAUUCUGUGAGGCUGGUGUCAGGGGAAGCAGGAACUAUCAGAGGUCAGAUGGUGCCUCUCCUCUGUGGCCCAGUUUCCCUCCAGGACCCAGGGGUGUCAGCCUCACGGCAACUAUCACACACAUUUUGAAACAGAAAACAGGCAAAAUAUUUGGCUAAAAGUAAACAAAAACACUGCAGGGAGGACACCUGAGUGUGUAGGUAGACAGAGACCACCCUGCCCACCUGUGGUGGGGGCCAGGGCCAGCAAGGGAAGCCAGAACUGUGGGUGGAUGUGGCCCUCCCGGUGGUCCCAGGGAGGAUGCAGGGCAGUCCAGGCAGACAUUAUUAGGGGUGGGUGUGGCUCUGCUCAAGUUGUUUUAUCAGAAGGCUGCCCACCCUCCACUGGGCAUGGUACAGGCUCCGAGGAUCUAUACGACAUCUGCCAAAAGGAUUGAAACCCUACGUAAGCAGGUGUCAAGCCACACCCACUUGCCUGCAUCAUGGCUCUGAUUCUUCCAAGGGUACCGCACACCCUGGGGACAAGCUAUGGCCUCGAGCAAUGGCUAACCGUUCUGCCAAGAACACGUCUGCAGCUUGCCCACAGAAAGCUGUGCUAUUCUAGUGUGAUGAGCCACAACUGGUCUCCCUGGGGUGGUCUGGAAAAGAACUCUCACCCAUUUUUUUAAUUUUGCUUGAGAUUUCAAGGAAGCAUAAUUUCAAGUGAGGAAGAGAACAAAAUAUGGUCCCAGCAAUUCUGGCAAGGAUUGUU